AUGAAGGGCUCUAUGCUCCUCGCCGCCGGCGCCAUGCUUGGCUCCGCUCAAGCCGGCGUCCACAAGAUGAAGCUCAAGAAGGUGCCUCUGGCCGAGCAGCUGGAGCACGCCAACAUCGGCGAUCAUGUCAAGGCCCUCAGCCAGAAGUACAUGGGCUCGCGCCCGCAGCUCAACACCGUUGAGGAUAUCUUCAAGACCCAGCCCGUCGACGCCGACUCGGAGCACCCCGUUCCCGUCACCAACUUCAUGAAUGCCCAGUACUUCUCGGAGAUUUCGCUCGGCACCCCUCCGCAGACCUUCAAGGUCGUCCUCGAUACCGGCAGCUCCAACCUGUGGGUGCCGUCGUCCGAGUGCGGUUCCAUCGCCUGCUAUCUCCACACCAAGUUCGACUCGAGCUCCUCGUCUACAUACCAGAAGAACGGGAGCUCCUUCGAGAUCCGUUAUGGCUCCGGCAGCCUGAGCGGCUUCGUGUCCAACGACGUCUUCACCAUCGGUGACCUGACUGUCAAGGACCAGGACUUCGCCGAGGCCACCUCGGAGCCCGGCUUGGCCUUCGCCUUCGGCCGCUUCGACGGCAUCAUGGGUCUUGGCUAUGACACCAUCUCCGUGAACAGCAUUGUUCCGCCCUUCUACAACAUGAUUGAGCAGGGCCUUCUUGACGAUCCCGUCUUCGCCUUCUACCUCAGCGAUACCAACGAGGAGGGUGCCGAGUCCGUCGCCACCUUCGGUGGUGUUGACGAGAGCCACUACACUGGCAAGCUCACCAAGAUCCCCUUGAGGCGCAAGGCCUACUGGGAGGUCGAUCUUGACUCCAUCACGUUCGGUGACGCAACCGCUGACCUCGACAACACUGGUGCCAUUCUUGACACCGGUACCUCCUUGAUUGCUCUCCCCUCCACUCUUGCUGAGCUCCUCAACAAGGAGAUUGGUGCCAAGAAGAGCUUCAACGGUCAGUACACGAUCGAGUGCGACAAGCGUGAUGGUCUUCCCGACCUUACCUUCACCCUUACCGGUCACAACUUCACCAUCACUUCGUACGACUACAUCCUCGAGGUUCAGGGCUCGUGCAUUUCCGCCUUCAUGGGCAUGGACUUCCCCGAGCCUACCGGCCCUCUUGCCAUCCUGGGAGAUGCCUUCCUCCGCAAGUGGUACUCGGUCUACGACCUUGGCGAGAACUCGGUUGGCCUCGCCAAGUCCAAGUAA
Diplodia corticola is the source of this 1203-nucleotide messenger RNA. RefSeq names its product vacuolar protease a. Gene Ontology annotation, biological process: proteolysis. Lineage: Eukaryota; Fungi; Ascomycota; Dothideomycetes; Botryosphaeriales; Botryosphaeriaceae. The record is from RefSeq and is a predicted model, not a curated record. Gene Ontology annotation, cellular component: fungal-type vacuole. The transcript has 4 exons. Gene Ontology annotation, molecular function: aspartic-type endopeptidase activity. The coding region runs from base 1 to 1203 and encodes 400 amino acids.